Molecule: messenger RNA, 1982 nt
Organism: Corylus avellana
Lineage: Eukaryota; Viridiplantae; Streptophyta; Magnoliopsida; Fagales; Betulaceae
Source: RefSeq, a predicted model, not a curated record
AUGGAGGCAAUUUUGCAUCUUCGUCUCAUUUCUUUUGCUUUAUUAGGAGUACUCACCGCUUCUUUGCCCCAAGCUAGGCUUCUAAAUUCAUCCAACUUGGAAAUGUUCGUCGAUCAGCUUCCACAUCUUCCCAAAAUCCUAGGCUUCCAUCUUGUGUCUGGUAUUCCCAAAUCCAAGUCACUGGAGAUUGGCAUGUUCAAGAAGAAAUGGAAAUUCCACAGAAAUCUCCCUUCAACACCCGUCUACGCCUACGGUGUAUCUAAGGACACCGCAACAGUUCCUGGUCCAACAAUCGAGGCCCUGCAUGGAAUCGACACCUACGUGACGUGGCAAAAUCACCUCCCUCCAAACCACAUACUGCAGUGGGACACCACCAUCCCAACUGCCGUACCAGCCAAUAGGGGGAAGGGCAUCCCUACCGUGGUCCAUCUUCACGGUGGCAUCGAUGAGCCCGAGAGUGAUGGAUACUUCAGCUCAUGGUUCACCGCAGGAUUCAAAGAAAAGGGACCCACGUGGACCAACGAAACAUAUCACUACCACAACCAACAACAACCUGGAAACCUUUGGUACCAUGAUCAUGCCAUGGGGUUGACUAGAAUCAACAUCCUAGCUGGCUUGGCUGGGGCCUACAUAAUCCGCCACCCGAAACUGGAGGCCCCACUUGGACUUCCUAGCGGUGACGAAUUUGAUCGAUCCUUGAUCGUAUUUGAUCGUAGCUUCCGUACUACUGGUUCUAUAUACAUGAAUUCCACAGGGGAUAACCCCUCCAUACACCCCCAUUGGCGGCCGGAAUACUUUGGUGACGUUAUCAUAGUGAACGGGAAGGCCUGGCCACGUUUGACAGUACGACGUCGUAAGUACCGGUUUCGUAUCCUAAAUGCCAGCAAUGCUAGGUUCUUUCGGUUCUUCUUCAUCAACGGUCUUGGAUUCACCCACGUGGGAUCUGAUUCGGCUUAUCUUAACCAACCGGUCGUGACCAAUGAGAUUUUACUAGGCCCGUCUGAGAUUGCUGACGUGGUUGUUGACUUUUCCAACUCAAAGACCGAUAUUGCUAUCCUAGCAAAUGAUGCACCGUAUCCCUACCCAGGUGGUAGCCCGGUCAACGAAGGGAAUAGCAAGGUCAUGAAGUUUAUCAUCCUGAAUCGUCCUGAGGUUGACACGUGGAAAAUUGCCAAGAAGUUGAUGCAUUACCCUGGUCCUGAUGUAUCCGGUGCAUCGCACACCAGGUAUAUAGCUAUGUACGAGUACACGAGCGCCGCUAAUCAGCCAACUCAUCUAUAUUUGAAUGGGAAAACAUUGGAAGAACGGGUCACAGAAACCCCAAAAGUGGGGACCACCGAAGUGUGGUACGUGAUCAAUCUGACGCAGGAUAAUCACCCCUUACACAUUCAUUUGGGGCUUUUUGUGGCGAUGGAUCAGACUGAGCUGGUGAACUUGAAAGAGUUUACAAAUUGCAUGAUGAGAAUGAACGAUGCGAUCAAGUGCCAAAUAAGCAAGCAUGCACGUGGCAAAAGGAUAGAGGUGCCGGCAUACGAGAAGGGGUGGAAGAACGUGUUCAAGAUGCGACCCGGAUUUGUGACAAAGAUUUUAGUCAGAUUUUCUUACAUACAUUCUAAUGCAUCGUAUCCGUUUGAUGCAACUGCGGCGCCAGGCUACGUAUACCAUUGCCAUAUCUUGGAUCAUGAAGACAACGAGAUGAUGAGGCCCUUAAAGUUAAUCAAUUAAUUAAGAAGGGCCAUGAGAAAGAUGUGAAGAGCCUAACCAAGGACCAUAGCUUUCUACAUCCACUAAGAGCAUUCACAAUGGAAGAGCCAUAUUUUUAUGUAAAAUAGCUCUUCAAAACUCACUUUUAUCUAGUUUAGCUAAGCCAUUUUUAAGUGUCUCCACAUUCGAUUAGCUAUAUUUCUAAAAAAAAGGUGAGAAAAGAUUUGGGAAAAAGAUAAAGCAGGAGAGAGAAACACUAAAAAAUAAAAUGGCUCCCU